Aethina tumida (small hive beetle) is the source of this 4344-nucleotide messenger RNA. RefSeq lists its product as uncharacterized. NCBI's taxonomy places the organism in Eukaryota, Metazoa, Arthropoda, Insecta, Coleoptera, Nitidulidae. The transcript has 5 exons. The coding region runs from base 95 to 4321 and encodes 1408 amino acids. The record is from RefSeq and is a predicted model, not a curated record.
CGAUUCCAACAUUUUGUAACUUCAAUGUCAGUUUUCAAUUUAACAAAAAUCUAAAAAAAAAUUAAAUUCGACCAUGAACUGACGAGUACGGAGAAUGUCGUACAUCAGCAAAAAGGGGCGUGCCUUCUGCAACCCGGAGGCAUGUCCAACUCCCCACGAAGUACGAUCAGAAGGCCGUUUGAAACGCUACUCGUCGUCCCAUGAUCCACGUAAUUGGUGCUACACUGUCGAAGACCGGCGCAAACACAUCCUCGAGCUAUUGCUUUACGGCAGACAUUGCAAAGCUAGUUCGUUACUUUCAAUUGAAGACAUCCUUCGGCUCUUCACCAAAGGAUAUUUGGACAAUCUUAGACGACUCACUUGUGUCGCCACGCAGUUGGUAAAUCUUCUGGAGGGAAUACCUCUGGAUGACUGGCAGAGAAAAAAUUUAGACAAAUUGAAAGGAGUAGUCGAAUUCAUUGUUAACCCACAACCUGGCCAGAAACCUUUGGAACCGUGUGGCAGUGCUGGUGAUUCAUUAGACACACAAGGGGAAGAGGAAGGAAUAAAACCGGAAGAUGGUAAACCUGGAAGGGGUGCCGGAGGAAAAACCAAGGGAAAAGGUCCUGGUAAAGGCAAAAGUGGACAGGGUUUGGGUGACGAAGGUGAUGAUCUUGAUAAAGAAAGAAAAGGAAAGGGUGGACUAGAUAAAGAUAAAAAGAGUGGAGUUGGAAAGGGACCGGGUAAAGGAAAAGGUGGAAAAGGUUCUGGUAAAGACAAAGAUGGAAAAGGUUUACCCGAAGACGAAGAUGAAGACAGUUUACGCGGAGUCAUUGAGGGAGACGGUUUACCCGGAGACAAAGAUGGAAAAGGUUUACGCGGUGCCAAAGGUGGAAGAGGGUUACCUGGAGACAAAGAUGGAAAAGGUUCACGCGGAAAGAAAGAUGGAAGGGAUAAAACAGGAAACGGUUCGGACGAAGAUGAAGACGAAGAUCUUAAGGGUUCAAGCAGAGGUAGAGAUGCAGGUAAAGGCAAAGGCAAAGGUGGAACAGAUUACGAUAAAGACGGAGAAGAUGGCGAUUUGGAUGAAGAUGAUACAGGAGAUAAUUUAGAAGGAAGUAAAAAAGGAAAAAGUGGUAUUAAAGGCAGAAGUGCUGGGUAUCCUGGGAAAAGUAAGGGCGGAGAUGAAUCAGAAGAGGACGAAGAGGGCUUAGACGAUGAAGGGAAGGGUAGAAGAGAUAAAGAUAAAGAUAAAAAGAGUAGAGAUAGAGGUAAAAAGGGAAUGGGUGAAGAAUGUGAUAAAACCACUUGUGAGUACUUGCAGGACACAUCGGAUGAUGAGUACAGGAGCACCAAAUCGGCAUUUAGUUCCUACGUUAGUUCAAGAACUUCUUCUCCGGCGAGAGUUACCACUAGAAUUGAUGCAGACGCAGAGUGCACUGACAUCCAAGUAAUAAGCAAGUCUCGUGACAAAAUUGUUACAAAAAUCUACAAGGGACGUGAUGGCAAAGGAGGGCCUGGUAAAAGAAUGGGGACCAAAAAAGGGUCACCCAUUGAUGGUGAUGAAGAUGAUCUUGGCGACGAUGACACUGAAUUAUUAGGUGGAAGAAAGGGAGCGAAAGGAGGGCCUGGUAAAAGAACGGGCACCAAAAAAGGUACACCUGUUGAUGGUGAUGAAGAUGAUUUUGGCGGCGAUGAUAUUGACUCUCUAGGUGGAAUAAAGGGAACAAAAGGAGGCAAAGUAGGAGAUGGUAAAGAUGGCAAACCUAGUGGCAAAGGGGGUAAAAUGGCAAAAGGUGGGGACGGUUAUGAUGAUGAUGAUAAUGAUGAUGCUGAUGAUCAAUCCCCUGGAGGAAAAAGGGGAGCAAAGGGUAAUAAAUCCCCUGGUGCUAAAAAGGGACCAAGAAGUGCAAGGGGCGGUGAUUAUGAUGAUGAUGGUGAACCGGGGAAGAAGUCGAAACGCGGUAAAGGUGAUGACGAUAAUGAUGGUGAUGAUGACGUUGAUCAAUCACCUGAAGGAAAAAAGGGACCAGAAGGUGCUAAAAAGGGAGCAAGAGCUGCAAAAGGUGAUGGUAAAUCAGGCAAAAAGUCAAAAGGCGGUAAAGGUGAUGACGACGAUAAUGACUAUGACGAUAAUGAUGUCGACAAAUCAUCUGAGACUUUAGAUCCCAAUGAUGAUAAAUAUUUAUGUAAAAUUGGUCCAGCUUUUUAUUGUAGUCAUGUCAAUAAAGGAGGAAGAUCCAAAUCGUCUCCAGGCACUAACAAAGAUGACGGAAACGGCAAAAAUGCUGGUGGUACUCGUAAUAAAUCUAGGCAAAGACGCGGCAACACUGUAUCUCCUAGUACUUACAAAGGUAACAAUAAAAAAGAAAAAGAGUCAUCACCAAAGAAGAAAACUAAACCAAUGGAUGAUGUCGAAAAUACGGACACAGAUUAUUCUGAAAUGGAGAGUAUGUAUGCUCCGCGCUCUCCUGGAAAAUCUGCCUCGGCAAGAAAUGCAAAGAAAAACAAAAUACAUCUCAAAGUAGCAAGAAAAACUACAUCGAUGAGAGACAAUCUAUCGUCAGACGCUUCGAAAUCGUCUACUCUGUCCACCCCUGAGAAGCAGAAAAUGCCACCUCUAGAGCAAACACCUUAUUGGAAUAUAAAUCAGUAUGAUCUUUGUGGAAGUGAGUGUUUGAACAAAAUAAAAAGUAGAGAAGAUGCAGGAAUUGAUACAUUACUGGAUAAUGGCGACAUGUCAACAGAACAGUUGGUACAGAAACAAUUAGAAUUGUUGAGAAGUUGUUGCGAUAAGUUACAGCUUGUCGAAGAACAUAAACGCUGUACAGCUCUGCCCACUCCCAUUACCACACAAUUAACUCAAAUUCGCACCAGAGUGGGUAGCAUAGAAAAACUUAACCAGGAUUCUGAAAUGCUGACAGAGAAGGUAAAGAAUUUGGAACGGGAAUUGGAACAGUACCGAAGCUUACCAAGUCAAUUGACAGAUUAUCAAAACAAGUGCGAUCUUCUGUGUCGCGUCUCGGAAGAACGAGACAAUUUGCUGAACGAGGUGGACAGAUUGAAGGCUGCCAAUAAGGAUUUAAGGGAGCUCGAGAAAAAUGCUGAACGCACCAAAGAAUUGGAACUGCAGUUAUUGGACCUGGCGAAGAGGGAGAAUCAAGAGCUGGUUAAUACUAAAGCGUCCUUAGAAAGUUGCCGAGCAGAUAUAACGAGACUUCAGAAAGAAAAUGAAGAAUUACAAGUGAAUUUAAUCAAUCGCGAUAAAGAAUUAGAUAAAGUCGAUUUGCUUCAGAAGCAAAAUGAACUUAAUGAAAUGGAGAAACGAGCUUUGGAGAUAAAGAUUAUCGAAAUGUCGAAGGUACAAGAAGAACAUGAGGAAUUGUUGGACAAAUUAGAUAAUUUAGAAGAAAUAAAGAACGAAAGGGACUUAUACAAAGAGAAAUGUGAAGAGUUAGUCAAAUUUGAAAUGCAGAACGAAUUAAUGCAAGCACAGCUGGAUGCUGCGAAGAAAAUGGGUUUAGAACGAGAUGAGUUGGCCGAAAAUCUUUCAUCCAUGCAGGCGCAAAUAAUUGAUAAAGAUAACGAAAUCACGUAUCUCAAAUGUGAGUUGGAGAAGAUGGAGUCAGAAUACAAACAAGAGAUAGAAAGACUAAAGAUUGAAAUUGAAAAGUUACGCAGCCAGUUGGAGCUUUCGAGUGGGGAUUCAGAUAAAAAUUCAAUUCUCCCAAAAAUUCAAUUGUUAGAAAAAGAUUUGCAGGAAACAAAAGCAUGUCUAGAAGAAAAAACUAACCAAGUGAAAUGUCUUCAAACUUUGGUUAAAAGUGGAAACGAUCCCUCCCUAAUGAUGGAAAUGAAGAAGGAGUUAGAGAUGGCUCAAAAUGAGAACAAGAAGUUGCAGGAAAUUGCCACCAAAAUGGUUUCUAUAACUGGAGAUGAACAUGUGCAGCAGAUGCUCAAACAAUCCGAAUAUGCAGUAAAAAAAGUUGUAGAAGAACUGGGAAAGCAGUACCAGCAUUGGGACUGUAGCAAAAUUAGAGGAAGAAAGAGAUCACACUCAUCAGUUGCGUGCACUUCAUCGGCUAAGCCAAGACAGAACAGAAGCGCUUCGCAAGAAAAAGAAAAAGCUCUUAUGUCACAUUUGUUCAAGUUCAAGGAAAAAUGGAAUGAUGUGGGCAAGUCUAAAAGCAAACACUGUCACGUGUAUUUGAAGAGGGAAUUGGAGGAAAUAAUGGAGCAAAAGAUUAAAUUGGAAAAGAGGCUCAGAGCGGAAAUGCAUAAACGAGUCAGCCUUGAGGAAAAAAUGAAAAGCCGGUCUAAUAGUAUGCAUUGUAUUUGUUGAUAAAUAAAUGAAUGUCAAAUUAU